UACAGCCCGGUUAACAAACCAUAUAUAUCUAAUAGUUAUAGCUUAAACGACAUUAAAUUUUUCACGUAUACGUUGUGAUUUUUUCAUCCACCAUUCCAUUAACUCUAAGCUCUAUUUCUUUCGUCCACGAAUUUUCAUUUGAACUCCAAAAACCAGUGCCACUUAUGAGUUAAAUCCACCCCAGGAAUUCAUCAGCGGCAAACACAUGUAUACAUAAUUUUUUAUUUUGUAAUGGUUAAUGUUUAGAACAGCUUACAUAUAACUUGAUUAAUUCCUCAACAUUCGAAAAUUAAGAACCAUAAUCUUGAGAUUUAAUCUCUAAAAAUUAAACUCAGGAUAUAAUUAAUUUAACUACCGAGGUUCACAUGUAUCUGUACAUUUUUUUUUUCCUUACAUGUAUCUGUACUUGUUUGCAUGAAAUGUGGCUAUCAAGCUAACCCAAGAAGGGAAAGAAACGAACUGACAAAAAUAACUCUGUCCAUCCAGUUCAGAAACAGCCCUCAAAGCAACAAAACGUGUACUCGAAGUGGACCAUCAUCCCAUCAUCAACCUUAUCUCAAGAUCAAUCCCUGUUUCCCAUUUUAUUAGUGCUGAAAGUUAGGCCAUAGCUGAAAGGUGUAGUGUGUAGUGUGUGUUAUUCUCUGAGUGGGCAUGGCAAACAACAUACCUUCUUUUAACAUUCUUUCUUUCUUGAGCAGCUGCCUGCCUGUCUGUUAUCCAUUUUCUCUCUAGUGGGGGUUCUAACCUAGUUUUAGGUAACUUUUAGUAUUAUUUGUAGCUAGUGUUAACAGAAUGAAGAGGCCAUUAUUGUUGUUUAGCAGAUUUUCUUGGCUUCAGUCAUGGCCUUCUCUUCUUGCCUUUUCCAUCCAUUCUCACUCAAGAAUGAUUACUCGGCGAAGACUAUAAGAUCUCAUCACAUUGUUGGGAAAGAUCGAAAGCUAUUUUCUUCCCUCAGAAACAAUAGCACCGAAAUCUUUGGUAGACGGGUUGCAAGAGUGGGAUCUGACUUGCAUAGAGACUGGAGUUUUCUAGGAGGUUCAAGAAUUGUCAUCCAUCCAAAACUUACUAAUUUCCUCGUCUAUCGAAAAAGCUCAGGAGUAAAUGCAUCAUGGUUGACAAGUGCUCAGAUCGCAAGCAGUGUUUUUACUUUGGGAACAGCGGCUGUUCUCCCAUUUUACACGCUUAUGGUUGUAGCUCCUAAAGCUGAAGUGACUAGAAAGUCUAUGGAAAGUAGCAUUCCAUAUGUUGUCCUGGGACUUCUGUAUGCAUUUCUAUUAUACCUGUCUUGGACACCUGAGACAAUACAUUUGAUUUUUGCGAGCAAAUACUGGUUGCCAGAGCUGCCUGGUAUAGCAAAGAUUUUCUCCAGUGAGAUGACAUUAGCUUCAGCAUGGAUUCAUUUGUUAGUUGUAGAUCUAUUUGCUGCAAGGCAGUUGUUCGAUGAUGGACUAGAAAACGAUGUUGAGACUCGGCAUUCAGUUUCUCUUUGCCUGCUCUUUUGCCCGAUUGGAAUCGUAACUCAUGUCAUCACUAAAGCACUAACCAAAAGUGCCGGAACUAGUAGACAUGGCAUGUAAUUCAUGAUUGACUGGUGCUGAAAUGAUCAAAUCAAUUUGUAGGGGGCUGGAAAAAAAAUGGAUUUCCCUAUGUGAAAAAAAUACUACGGAUCAAAUCAGCCUUUCAUGAA
Messenger RNA from Populus euphratica (Euphrates poplar), 1687 nucleotides. RefSeq lists its product as uncharacterized. Bases 840 to 1577 code for a protein of 245 amino acids. The record is from RefSeq and is a predicted model, not a curated record. NCBI's taxonomy places the organism in Eukaryota, Viridiplantae, Streptophyta, Magnoliopsida, Malpighiales, Salicaceae. The transcript is spliced from 6 exons.